Messenger RNA from Prunus dulcis (almond), 540 nucleotides. RefSeq lists its product as uncharacterized. The coding region runs from base 1 to 540 and encodes 179 amino acids. The transcript has a single exon. The record is from RefSeq and is a predicted model, not a curated record. Lineage: Eukaryota; Viridiplantae; Streptophyta; Magnoliopsida; Rosales; Rosaceae.
AUGGAGGAGAAACUAGAUAGGAUGUUCAUGAAUACCACGGCCAUCGGAGAACAUGCUUGGGCACCUUCAUGUGGUAUACUCCCACUAGAAACCGAAGAGGCAUCCAUGGGUGAUGUUAUUCCACUCGAAGAAAGUUAUGACUCAUAUGAUUCCAAUCCAAUUGAAAUUAUUCAAGCUAUUAAGAAUGCUACAAGGAAAGGGAAAAGGAGAGCGCCUGAACAACUGAAUAAAAAACAGAAAGAUAAGAAAGGAAGAAAACUUGGAGGUGCUAAAAAACUAGCUAGUCAAAUUGACCGCCUUGUUGGUGCAGUUGAGAGUAGGAGCACAACAACAUCAUUGAUGAUGAAAAUGCAACUGGGCAGUAAUAUUCCCAAAGUGAUGGAAGUUGUAUCAUCUUUACCUGGAUGUGAACCUACUAGCACUUUGUGGAUGUUUACGACUCGAUUGUUUUUGAAUCAAGAGAAGCGAGAGAUGUUCUCUACCAUGAAGACUCCUAAUGUCAAGCUUGUAUGGCUAACUUAUGAAUUUAACAACCAAUAG